Molecule: messenger RNA, 1131 nt
Organism: Malus domestica (apple)
Lineage: Eukaryota; Viridiplantae; Streptophyta; Magnoliopsida; Rosales; Rosaceae
Product: ribonuclease 2-like
Biological process (GO): RNA catabolic process
Cellular component (GO): extracellular region
Molecular function (GO): ribonuclease T2 activity; RNA binding
Source: RefSeq, a predicted model, not a curated record
CCCCUAAAAACCACACCAGACUCCUCAAGAAUCAAACCAAGCUCUCCAAAUGGCUAUCCUCUCUGCUCAAUUCGCCUCUGCAGUAGCACUGUUUGCGGCGGCUUCGCUGUGCCUGAUCGAAGCCAAGCAAGUCGGAAUCGGAGUCGAAAUCGGAAGCAGAGGAGGAGGAGGGCAGAGGGAAUUCGAUUACUUCAAUUUGGCCCUGCAAUGGCCUGGCACUUUCUGUCAGCGCACCCGCUAUUGUUGCUCCUCCAAUGCUUGCUGCCGCGGCUCAAAUGGUCCAACUGUGUUUACAAUCCAUGGAUUGUGGCCUGACUACAAUGAUGGAACCUGGCCUGCCUGUUGCACACAGAAAACCUUUGAUGAGAAAGAGAUCUCAACAUUGCACGAUGCUUUAGAGAAAUACUGGCCGUCUUUAAGCUGUGGUAAACCAUCAUCCUGCCGUGGUGGAAAAGGAUCAUUUUGGGGUCAUGAGUGGGAGAAGCACGGGACUUGCUCCUCUCCAGUAGUUGGAGAUGAAUACAAUUACUUUUUGACAACCCUCAAUGUCUAUUUUAAGUACAAUGUCACUCAAAUCCUGAAUGAAGCAGGAUACGUACCUUCCAAUACCGAAAAGUAUCCACUUGGAGGCAUUGUUUCUGCUAUUCAGAAUGUUUUCCGGGCAACCCCCAAGUUGGUUUGCAAAAAAGGUGCUGUGGAGGAACUUCAUUUAUGCUUCUACAAGGAUUUCAAGCCUCGGGAUUGUCUGGUUGGAUCUGGCAAUCUAAAUGACAAGUUAGCUUCAAGUAGCUCAUGUCCCAAUUAUGUCAGCAUACCAGCAUAUACAUCAUGGGGGCUCGGCGGUGGUGAAACUGAGAUUUCAAGUGCCUGAUGCUGAUGUUCCAAGAUCUUGGCAGAGGUCAACAUGUUGUAAAACGAUCAAUUCAUUUAAGUUUAUUUUUUAGCAAAGCUACGAAACUCGGUCCAUCUGUAGCAGUGUGGUGUAAAUUCAGUCCCCAAAAGUAGGGAAUGUUUUGCAUAGCAUUGCUCUUACGUAAUUGUAUUGCUUCAAAGCUUCUCUGUAUGCUAGAAUGCAGUGUAAAUUCAGAACCCAAAAUAAAAUGGUAAAUUCUUGGCAUGCAACUUAUAAAA